Messenger RNA from Polychytrium aggregatum, 2029 nucleotides. RefSeq names its product P-loop containing nucleoside triphosphate hydrolase protein. The record is from RefSeq and is a predicted model, not a curated record. Gene Ontology annotation, molecular function: ATP binding; nucleic acid binding; RNA helicase activity. Bases 93 to 1865 code for a protein of 590 amino acids. The transcript has 10 exons. NCBI's taxonomy places the organism in Eukaryota, Fungi, Chytridiomycota, Chytridiomycetes, Polychytriales.
GGCCGGUGCUGCGCUCGGUUUUUUUGGCCGGUCGUUCAAAGCCGGUGACUCGUGUGGAUGCCCUGGGUCUCGGCCAACGACCAGACGACGCCAUGGUGAAACGAGGCAAAUCAAAGACCUUCGCCGUCCAAGAGAAGCAACCAAAGGCAGGAAAGUCCCGUCGCUCGGACGAGCAGGACGCGGAUUUGCCAGAGCUCUUUAUGACAAGCCAACAGCCAGACCGUCUUGGGAAGGCUGGGCGUUCUGGUGUUGCGGGCAAGUCUCGAGAAAGGACAUUUGUGAGCGACGGAGAACACACGGCCGACAAAACAGGGCGACCGUCUAGUCACGACGAGGGUUAUAGCGAGGAAGAUGACGAGGAAGAGCGGUCGCCAGCAGAACAUGUUGGAAGCUCUGACAACAGCGACUCCGAACGCCGUCUGGAGGACAUCCCCACCAGCGACGGCGCAAGUGUCGAACCAGAAGGCAAUCAGGAUGAUGACGAUGAUGGCAACGCAGCUGCGGACGAGGACCAGGACAACUCUGGCGGGUACGAUAACGCACCUGCAAAAACGAGCCACACGUUUUCCGAGCUGGGACUCAACCCGUGGCUAGUUGACGCUCUCAAGUCGCUCUCGAUUCGGACAGCCUCUGAAAUCCAAGCGAGCUGCAUACCCAUGAUCCUCGCAGGACGCAACGUAAUUGGCAGUGCCAAAACCGGAAGCGGCAAAACCGCAGCCUUUGCGUUGCCAAUACUUCAAAAGCUUGCCGAAGAUCCUUACGGCGUAUUUGCACUGGUGUUGACUCCGACCCGGGAGCUUGCUUUUCAGAUUGCGGAGCAGUUUCGUGUCCUUGGCGCUGGAAUCAACCUCAAGCAGAGCGUAGUAGUUGGUGGCAUGGACAUGAUGGCGCAGGCUAUUGAGCUGUCGAAACGGCCUCAUGUCGUUAUAGCCACUCCAGGGCGACUGGUCGAUCACAUCCACAGCAGCAGCAACAGCAUUCACUUCAAGAGGCUCAAAUUCCUGGUUCUUGACGAAGCCGACCGAAUGCUUGAGGAUACUUUUGCCGACGAUCUCCAAGUCAUUCUCCAGCAAGUUCCUCAGAAGCGACAGACUCUACUCUUUACCGCGACCAUCACCAAGGAUAUCGAGGGCCUUCAGCUUGAUCCAAACACCCAGCCAUUUGUAUAUAAAUGUGCCGAGAAAUACGACACGGUCGAGAAGCUGGACCAGCGAUAUCUCUUUAUUCCAUCCACGGUGCGCGAUGCAUAUCUCGCACAUAUUUUGCGGAACGACUUUGACGGCAAAACCGCCAUAAUUUUUACGAGCAAGUGCCGAACUUGCGAGCGGAUUCGCGUUAUGCUUCGCGAGCUCGGACUCAAAUCGACAGCUCUACAUGCCGAGAUGAGCCAAGCAGAUCGCAUCGGCUCGCUCGCUAAAUUCAAGAGCAACAUUGUUCCGAUUCUUAUCGCCACGGAUGUUGGCAGCCGUGGCCUGGACAUUCCUACUGUUCAAGUUGUCAUCAACUAUGAGCUGCCUGCCGAUGCCACAGACUACAUCCAUCGAGUGGGUCGCACCGCUCGUGCCGGCCGUGGGGGUCUCGCGGUGUCAAUGGUGACGGAGCGCGACAUUAACGUCUUGCUGAACAUUGAGGGCAAAACAAAGAAGAAGCUGACCGAAUACAAGGUCGAGGAGCAGGAUGUGCUUGAAGCUCUGAAUGAGGUCUCUCUGGCACGGAGAGUUGCAAAUAUGCAUCUGGCCGAUACCAACUUUGGAGCUCGGAGACGGAUCAACAAGGAGAAGCAGCAAAAGCUGGAACAGGGAUCCCGAGGCGAGCCCCGCAGCAAGGACGACAGACGUCCUGCAAAGAAGGUUAGAACAAAGUAAUGUGUGUGCAGCUGCAAGAGCCACAGUUGCUGGGCAGGCGACGCUGUCCAUAUAACGGGCCGUCGUUGGACAUUGUGAGAGUUGGCGGCCAACAAAGUCUUCCAAGGCAACUUUACAACCAAUCCAAUAAAACGGGACACCUUGGUGUUCGACCAUCGACUUGA